UACACAAACAAUCGAACGAUGACGAUGUAUUUUGUGCAUGUUAAAUUGAAUCAAUUGAUGCAUUCAACAACAACUACGUAGUAUUUUCAAGCUUGAGGCGAAAGUUUUAUUUUUCAUAUGGACUACUACGGUGUUGCUUUAUUAGUAACCACCACAGCCUUUGCUGUCAUUUACUUUCUAGAUUCCUUUGAGCCCACUCUACUGUUACAGUUGGCUGUUAAAUCUUUAUUGGCGCUUGGUGUUGCUACAUUCAUUAUUCAAAAUGGAACAUGGUUAUUGAGAAAAUGGAAGAGAAAAAGAGAAAAUUUGCAGGACACCGUUGUUGAUCCAAACAAACACCAAAGUGAAGAACAACAUUUCAAAGAGAAAAUUCAACAUGACCACCUUAAAAAGGCUGAAGGUUACAAGUCUAGAAUUCUGAUUCCAAGAGAAGGAAGAAAGAGAAAACAAAAGGAGAAUGAAUUUCAGCGGUUCAUGGGUCCAGCUUGGAAAGGGGAGGGACAUGAGUUAGGGGGCUUAAAGCAGGAGGGUGAGAAAGAAAGUCCAAAUGAGGCUGCCAGACAUCGAGUCUUACCCGAAAAUAUCAAUUCAGCAGCAGCUGAGAGAGCCAGAAUCCAGACCGAAAAACAAAACAGACGGAAAAAGAUUAUAGAGCUACCAGAAGAGCCUGAUGAAAACAGCCCUGACUGUGUGUCUGUCUGUCUACGGACUCCCUUAGGCACAAAGCAACGACGGUUUAACAAAGGAAAUACAAUUCAGCAUGUUUUAGACUAUAUGACCUCCCUUGGAUUCAGUCAGAAACAUUAUACCAUAUCUACCUCCUUCCCAAGAGAAUGUCUACAUACACAAAGGGAGAAGACCCUGGAAGACAUGAGAUUUAUUAAGAAAGUGUUAUUAAAUGUUGAAGAAAUAGAAUAGCACUUUUAGAAAUCUGAGUAAAAAUCUAUAUAUUUUUCUAAUUUUUAUCAACUGUAAUUUAUGAAUUUAGUGGCAUUACUUGUAUUAUUAUUGAUUAUACAUGUUAUGUUUUAGAUGUUCUAAUUUUGUUUUAGAUAUUUUCUAAUUCUGUGCUGUUUUUUUCUGAGUUGGUUAAAAGAAAUUUCUUGUACAUGUAUACUGGGUUUGCUUGCUCAUUUACCAGUGUACCAUCACCUAACCACUUCCUAGUGAUGAAAAAUUAUGAUUUUGCACUUACAUAGCAUUCAACAUUUGUGACAUCAAAAUAUAAUCAUUACCCUCUGUGUUAUGAAUAAAUGUCAUACCUUUCAACACACCUUUAAAAGGAAAUUUCAAAUAGAAUGUAAAUAUUUUCUGAUAUCUUUAUUGGGGGCCCAGUAAAAAGCGAAGGGUUAAGGGUUUGAAUUCUGGUGAUACGAUUGUCUGAAUAUUUUCUUCUCUCUUUUAACAUUUUAUUUAUGUUUUAAAAGAUGCUAUGUAAGUGUUAAUUAUAAUAAUAAAGUAAUCAGUUGUUUGGUAAAGAUAUUUUUAUUGAUGAUUUUUAUUUUAACAUAUAUGUUUUAUCUGCUUGAAGUUUGCCAUUUAUUUCAAAUGGUGGUAGAAUUAUUUAUGUAUCUUUAGUAUUCUUAAUAAGGGUGAUUUUAUUGUUGCAAAACAUGCCUCUUUGGGGCAGAGAGAAAAGUUUAUUAAAUCUUGCAGAACCAGACUUUCAGAUGAGACUCUGAGUUCUUCUUGGAGUUGUUUCUUUUACAUUUACAGAACUAUGUAUCUAGGUGACCUCUGAGCUUGUUUCAUGUUUUCUUCAAACAAGAAAACUUCAGCAGCACCAUUCUGAAGAAUGUAACAGAAUAAUGAACUGAAAUAAAAAGAACUGAUGGAAAGAA
Molecule: messenger RNA, 1841 nt
Organism: Saccostrea echinata
Lineage: Eukaryota; Metazoa; Mollusca; Bivalvia; Ostreida; Ostreidae
Product: UBX domain-containing protein 8-like
Exons: 7
Coding region: 118-918 (266 amino acids)
Cellular component (GO): endoplasmic reticulum; nucleus
Molecular function (GO): ubiquitin binding
Source: RefSeq, a predicted model, not a curated record